Molecule: messenger RNA, 546 nt
Organism: Rotaria socialis
Lineage: Eukaryota; Metazoa; Rotifera; Eurotatoria; Philodinida; Philodinidae
Source: the annotation of a GenBank genome assembly
AUGUACUGCCUUUCAAUCUAUAGUGAUUAUUCAUUAUAUCAUACCGAUAUUCAUGAGCUGUCUAAUCUAGACUUCGAUUGUUUAUAUGCUUAUUUAGUUGAUGGUGGCAGAGAAAUAGGUGGAAGUUAUAUUCGUAAUUAUCAUUUAAUUCCAUACUGUAGACGUCCUGAUAAUGAUAAAGAAUUGGAACAAGAAUCUCAUCUUAACCAUGAGAAUAUAGCGCAACGGAUAAGUUUUGAUGAAUUGAGAAAACGAAAUGUCACAAGUGAACAAUUACUCGCAUGGCUUGCACCAGUUGAUGUUGCAGAAAAAUAUGAAAUGAAUAAUGAUAGUUCAGAUAUUUUUUAUCAAUGCAAAUCACCAUGGUUUGGUCCUAUGUGUCAAUAUAAAUUCGGUCAUAGUGUAUCGAUAUCGUUUAGUGAUAUUGUUGAAGCUACUUUUAACAAUUAUUCGGAAAUCAUUAAAAAUGUUACUACAGAUUCUUGCUAUCGAUUCUUAGAUAAUUGCAACCAAGAAUUAUGGCCUCGGUGUCUCGAUUGGCGGUAA